This is a messenger RNA of Diabrotica balteata, 9183 nucleotides long. The record is from the annotation of a GenBank genome assembly. Lineage: Eukaryota; Metazoa; Arthropoda; Insecta; Coleoptera; Chrysomelidae.
AUGAAAUGUCGUAUAAAAUAUAAUGACAGGUUUUUAGAUGAAGGCCGGGAAUGUAUAGAAAACCAAUGCUUCUGUCAAAAAGGUUUUAUUGCCAAAGGCUCUGUAUGUCUGGACAUCGAUGAAUGUAAAGACAAUCCAUGUGGACCGUUCUCUAUAUGUACAAACACAGUAGGAAGCUUUAGCUGCGCUUGUGAAAAAGACUACGUAGGAGCACCACCGAAAAUUCAAUGUAAAGCUCCCUGUGAUGACGUAUCUUGCGGAGAUCACUCUUUCUGCAAACCAGAUGGUAAUGAAGCCUAUUGUAUAUGUGAUGAUGGAUAUACUUUUAACGUGCAGGAUAUUUCACUAGGAUGUGUAGAUAUCGACGAAUGUGACGCUGUGAAUGGUCCAAGUGGGCGUUGUGGAGCCAACGCAAUCUGUACUAAUCUCCCAGGAACAUUCGCUUGUCAAUGCAAACCAGGCUUUUCCGGAAAUCCUAACAACCAAUGCAACGAUAUUGAUGAAUGUCAGAAUCCGGAAGCUUGUGGAUUGGGUGCUGUAUGCACAAACUUGCCUGGUUCUUAUGUAUGUGACUGCCCAAUUGGCACUAUUCCAGAUCCUGAUCCCAAAACAAAAUGUAAUGAAAUCGUUACGUGUAAUACAGAUAUUGAUUGUCCUGGAAAUGCUAUUUGUGAUCAGAAAAAGCAAUGUUUAUGCCAAGAACCCAAUAUCGGCAACGACUGUAGACAUCCCUGUGAGACUACAAUCUGUGGAUCUAACGAAGAAUGCAUGUUAAUCAAUCAAGAAGCAAAAUGCAUUUGCAGUUCUGGAUUUACUGGUACCAGCUUUGGGUGUGUAGAUAUAGACGAAUGUGCCGGAAAUCCUUGUGGCCUUGGAGCUAUAUGUAAAAACGAGCCUGGUGCGUUCUCUUGUCAAUGUCCUGGAGGCACAUCAGGAGAUCCUUUUACCUCGGGCUGUCUGAAAUCCACAAAACCUACAGAAUGCUCAGAUAUUAAUCCAUGUCCGGCUGGAGAACAAUGUGUAUUGGAUGAGUACUUAAAUGAAAAUGUUUGUAUCUGUGUUCAAGGAUACACUAGAGAUAAAUCGAGUAAUAAAUGUAGAGAUAUCAACGAAUGUUUGGAAUUGAAAGAAAAAGCAGCCUGUGGCAUUAACGCUAUGUGUAAAAACUUACCUGGAAGUUAUGACUGCCACUGUCCUCCAGGAUUCAACGGCAAUCCUUUCUUGGAGUGUUUGGAAUGUAACAGCCCUGAUUGCCGUUGUCAGCCACCAUACAAACUACAUGAAGGCAAUUGCGUUUUAGACAGUUGUGGUCCCGAUGGUUCCUGUCCCAGUGGAGCUGAAUGUGUAACAAUAACAGGAGGAGUUAGCUACUGUGCGUGUCCAAAAGGCUUCAAAACUUUACCAGAUGGCUCUUGCGUAGAUAUAAACGAAUGUGCAGAACAACAACAUGUUUGUGGAUACGGCGCACAAUGUAUUAACACUUUGGGCGCUUAUGAAUGUCACUGCCCACAAGGGUACUCUGGAGAUGCGUACAAAGAACAAUGUUCUCCUGCUCAGAAAAAAUGUAUAAGCGAUAAAGAGUGUCCUACUAAUGAAAAAUGCGUUCAACCUGGCGAAUGUGUAUGUUUCCCACCAUUCUUCAACGAUCAAAGAGACGGAAAUAAAUGUAAAAGUCCGUGUGAACGUUUUGUUUGUGGUAUUAAUGCCAAAUGUACUCCAUCCGAUCCACCAAAAUGUAUGUGCGAAGCUGGUUUCAGAGGUGAUCCGGCUCAGGGAUGCACAGAUAUAGACGAAUGCAAAGACGAUCCUUGUGCUUAUGGGGCCCAUUGCUUGAAUCAGCAUGGUGGCUACAAAUGUGUAUGUCCUAAAGGAAUGACAGGAGAUGCUUAUAAAGGUGGUUGCAUUCUUGAAGAACCUGGUACAGUUAAAUCCGAGUGUCAGAAUGAUGCAGACUGUGCCAGUAUUUUGAGUUGCCAAGACGGAACCUGUAUUAGCCCUUGCGCAACUGUACUUUGUGGUAACCAUGCAAUUUGUUUAGCAGAGAAUCAUAAAGGAAAAUGUAGAUGCAAAGUUGGAUACGAGAAAAACAGCAGAGGCCAAUGUGUAUCAGCAUGUGAAGGUUUCAUUUGUGCCUCAGGAGCUCAAUGCAUCGUCACUCCUACCGGCCCAACAUGUAAAUGUCUUGAAGGACUCUUAGGAAAUCCAUUUCCUGGUGGUCAAUGUACCACAGAUGUCUGUUCAAAGAACAAUCCCUGCGAAGAACCGAACAUUUGUAUCAACGGUAGAUGUAGACAAAGGUGUCAAGGUAUUGAAUGUGGUGUUGGUGCCCAUUGCGAUAACUCUACAAAUCAGUGUGUCUGCGAUCAUAUGUUUGAUGGAAAUCCCAACUUUUUAUGCAUGCCAACUAUUGAAAAACCAAAUUGUGAACCAUCUUGUGGCAAAAACGCUCAUUGCGAAUACGGCCUUACCAAUCAAUGUGUUUGUAACACAGGUACAGUCGGCAACCCUUACGAAGUGUGCGAAAGAAUCGAGAAGAAAUCCUGCAAUUCAAACUCCUGCGGAAUAAACGCACAGUGUAAAGAAACAUUAAACAACAUUGAAUGUUUCUGCAGUAGAGGCUUCACCGGCAAUCCUUACAUUUCUUGUGAAGACAUAGACGAAUGUAAUAGUAAAGUAUGUGGCAAUAGCGCAGUUUGUAUUAACACACCAGGAAGCUUUGAUUGUAGAUGUAAAGAAGGUUAUGCAGGAAACCCAUUCAUCAUGUGCUCGCAAGUCCAAGGCGGUAUUUGUAGAGAUUCUCAAGAUUGCCAGUGCAGUGACAAACUAUUAUGCCCAAAUGAAUAUACAUGUGAAAGAGGACAAUGUCAAAAUCUUUGCAAAAACGUCAGAUGUGGUCCAAAAGCGUCUUGUCAAAGUGGUAAAUGUGUUUGUUCAGCUGGUUACAUAGGUAAUCCUCGAGAUCUUGUUAAAGGUUGUCAUCCCGAAGGCCAAUGUAGCAGUAACUUGGAUUGUCACGAUGCCCAGAUAUGUUUCCAGUCGAGCAAAGGAGUUAGAAAAUGCGUGGAUGCCUGUAGUAAAGUCCAAUGCGGUCCAAACGCAUUAUGUCUUGCACAAAAUCAUAGAUCUUCGUGCAUCUGCGCCCCUGGGUAUAACGGAAAUCCCGGUGAUCUCGAAUUUGGUUGUCAGUUGGAAGAAAGAGUAAAUCAAAGGAUUUGCGAAACUGAUGAAGACUGUAGCUUCGGUACAAUCUGCGCAGUAGACGCUAGUGGUAUUCAAAAAUGUAUUAGUCCUUGUGAAACUGUAGCUUGUGGUCCAAACGAAAUGUGUCAAUUGGACGUUGGCGGUCAUCCAACUUGCGCAUGCCGUGAUGAAUAUAUAUGGAAUCCUGUUAACUCUGUUUGCGAAAAACCGUCAAUACCUGAUUGUAAAACUGACAAUGAUUGUGAAUCUGUAGAAGCUUGUCAACCCGAUGCUAUAGGUAUUCUAAAAUGUACACAUAGUUGUACUCAUUUUACGUGUGGACAAAAUUCUGCUUGCGUAGCAGAGUCUCAUAAAGGUCAAUGUCAAUGUUUAGCUGGAUAUACUGGAAAUCCUAAUGAUAGAGAAGGUUGCAUACCAUUACUACAAAACAAAUGCUCAUCGGAUGCUCAAUGUCCAGAACAAGAAACCUGCAGAAAACAUUCGGAACACAAUAUUCUCAUGUGUAUUCCAGCUUGCGAUCAGAUCACUUGUGGACCUAAUGCAAUAUGCGUUGUCAACAACCAUGUACCGCAAUGUCAGUGUCCUUCUGGAUCAUAUGCGGGAGAUCCAAACGAUCUGGUAAAAGGAUGUAGUCAGGUACCUUGCGUAUAUAAUGCAGAUUGCCAUACAACACAGUUAUGUAAUCGUAUGACACACAAAUGUCACUAUGUGUGUGAUGAUGAAGCUUGUGGGACUAAUGCUGUCUGUAUUGCGGAAAAUCACAAAGCUACUUGCCAAUGUCCUCCUGGUACCAACCCGAACCCUACUGCUGAUAUAGAAUGUGUAGCUGUUAAUGUGUGCAAACCUAAUCCUUGUCAUAGUACAGCUAUUUGCAGACCUGCAGCAUCUGGAAGCCAUACUUGUACAUGUCCACCUGGUACUACCGGAGAACCUUACUUGUCAGGUUGUAAGAAAGAAGGGGUGUGUUCAGUAGGUGAUGCCGAUUGUCCCCCUACUUCUGUAUGUAAGAACGGGAAAUGUGUAAACCCUUGUGAAGAUAUUAAAUGCGGUCCUAAUAGUAUAUGCUCCGUAGACAACCAUAAAGCAGUCUGCACAUGUCUAGCUAAAUACGUUCCAGCUGAAGAUGGUUGCCUUCGCAUAUCAACAACUUGUAACAAUGACCGCGAUUGCGGAGAUGAAGUAUGUAUUAACAAUCAGUGUAGAUCAAUUUGUAAGAACAACAAAGACUGUUUAGUAGGAGAGACAUGCUACCAUAAUGUUUGCGUCGUAAGUUGUACGGAUCACAGUCAAUGCUACAAAGAUCAGGCUUGUGUAAAUAAUACUUGCAUCAUUGGUUGUCGCAGUAACAAAAACUGCCUGUCUGAUCAUGCUUGUAUCAACAACAAAUGUCAAGAUCCCUGCGAAAAGGCCGAUACAUGUGGACCAAAUGCUAUUUGUUCUUGUAAAGAUCAUAAAACACUGUGUAAAUGCCCAGAUGGGUUUGAAGGAAAUCCUACACCUCAACAAGGAUGUAUCAGAAUACCAUCAUUGUGCCAAAAUGAUUUAGAAUGCCCUAAGAAUCAUAUUUGCUCCCAAAAUCAAUGCGCUCUUUCAUGUUCAAACAAUAACUUGUGUGCAGUAGGCGAAAGAUGUUACGGAAAUAUAUGCGUUAAGGUUUGCUACAGCGAUGGAAACUGUUUGCAAGGAGAAGUAUGUAAGAACGGAGUAUGUCUGCCAGGCUGUGCUUUAGAUAAAGAUUGUAGAACCUCCCAAGUUUGUAUACAGGGACAAUGCAGAUGCACUGAAGGUUUUAUAGAUUCACCUGAAGGAUGCACUGACAUAGACGAAUGCAAAAGUCACCCUUGUCACUCGACUGCUAUUUGUAAAAAUACACCAGGAUCUUUCAGCUGCGCAUGCCCAGAGGGUAAAGUAGGAAAUCCUUUGACAGAACCCGGAUGUUCAGAACCAGUACAAUGUAGACGCGAUGCUCAAUGUUCUGACAAAUUAAUCUGUAAAAGAGGCAAAUGUAUCGAUCCAUGUGAUACAAAUCGCUGUGGAAAUAGUGCUAUUUGUAACGUUUCUAAGCACAAAUUAUCUUGCAUAUGUCCGCCGAAACACCUUGGCGAUCCUUACGAUUCCAACCUGGGAUGCUUUAAAGUAGAAUGUAUUAGAGAAGAUGACUGUCAAUCAGACCACUUUUGCGAUGAGCAUUCUAACAAAUGUAUUAGUACGUGCGACGUUGUCAAUUGUGGAAAAGGUACUUGUUCAAGUAGCAAUCACAAAGCUCUAUGUACGUGUUUAGCUGGAUAUGCGUUUAAUAAAGAAAAAUGCGAAGAUAUAAACGAAUGUAAAGAUUCCAAUCCUUGCCACGCUACUGCUACUUGCAUAAAUACAGAUGGAGGCUUUACGUGUAUAUGCGCUGAAGGAUUAGUGGGAGAUCCGUUAACUACGGGUUGUCGCAAACCAGGAGAAUGCUCUUCAGAUGCGGACUGUCCAUCUUUAGCAGCUUGUAUUGAAAAUAAAUGCAAAAAUCCUUGUGAGUCACCUGGUAUCUGUGGACUUAAUGCUGAGUGUAUACCUAUUGGACACGUAGCUUCAUGCAAAUGUCCACCACGUACUAAGGAAGAUACCAACAAGAACUGUAUCCCUAUAGAAUGUUUGGACAAAAACGAUUGUUCUAAAGAUAAAACAUGUAUUGAUUCUAAGUGUCAAAAUCCUUGUGAAUUACCAAACGUGUGUGGAGAAAAAGCCUCAUGUACUGCUGAUGAUCAUCAAGGUGUAUGUGCUUGCCAACCAGGAACUACAGGUGAUCCACGUAUUGGAUGUGUGGCUAUACAAUAUUGUGCACAAGAGUCGCAAUGUCCUUCAGGACUAAAAUGUUAUAAUGGAAUAUGCACUUCGAUUUGUACUACUGCUAGGGAAUGUAUCGAAGAUCAACUGUGUAUCCAAGGUAUAUGUCAGCCUACCUGCAAAUCUAACUCUACAUGUCCAGAGUAUCAAUUUUGCCAAAACAAUAUUUGUAUUCAAGAACAGAGAUGUAGAAUAAACACUGAUUGUGAGUUAACAGAAAAAUGUCUGGCAAAUAAUUUGGGCCAAAACGAAUGUACAGAUGCUUGCGAGGGAGUACUAUGUGGAAGAAAUGCCGAGUGCUUCUCUAAAAACCACAAGCCUUCCUGUCACUGCAAACGUGGCUAUAAAGGAAACCCCAGCGAUGACAAAAUAGGUUGUCAAGAAAUAGAAUGCGAAACCAGCGAGCACUGCUCAAAUGACAAACUGUGUGACCAGUACAUGUGCAAGAUUGCUUGUUUGGUUCACAAUCCUUGCGGUAAGAAUGCGCUUUGUUCUGCAGAAAGUCACAAACAAGUUUGUUACUGCCAGCCUGGUUAUACCGGAGAUCCUAUCAAAGGUUGCCACAUGAUAGAUUUCUGCAAAGAUAAACCGUGCGGACCAAAUGCAGUAUGCCAUAACUCUCGAGGAUCUUUUAGAUGCCAGUGCCCUCUGGGUACCGUCGGCGAUGCAUACAACGGCGGCUGUAAUCCUCCAGUAGAAUGCAACAGAAAUUCAGAUUGUCCGGUGAAAGCCAAAUGUGAUACUACUAAUGGAAUCCACAAAUGCAAAGACGUCUGCGAAAACACAUUAUGCGGAUCAAAUGCCGAAUGUAUAGCUGUUGACCAUGCCGGUUAUUGUACUUGCAGGAACGGCUACCAAGGAAAUGCCACCGAUAAAAGCGUAGGGUGCAAACCGAGAUUGGUUAGCUGUAAGACCACCUCUGACUGUCCAUCGAAUACAUAUUGCUACGAAGAGAUAUGCAGUCCACCAUGCGAGACAAAUGAAGAAUGCCAACUUAACGAACAAUGUUUGAAGGGCCAAUGUUUAAAUCCAUGUUCCUUGAAUAGAGCUUGUGGUAUCAAUGCUGUGUGCCUAAUUGAUAAUCAUGUUAAGACGUGUAGCUGUCCACCAGGAUUCACAGGCAAAGAAGACGUAGAAUGCGUGAGACUUCCUGUAUCAUGUUCGACCAAUAAUGAUUGCUCUAACACUACCAUCUGCAAAGAAAACAUGUGCACACCGCAAUGCAAAGCAGACAACGAUUGUGCCUUCAACGAAAAAUGUCUCAAAGGAAACUGCCAACUAACUUGCCGUGUGGACAACGACUGUUUCUUGGGUCAUAUCUGCGUUAACAACAUGUGCUUCUACGGCUGCCAUAACGACGACGAUUGCACCAGUAGCGAAUCCUGCAGAAACAACAAAUGUAUAGAUCCCUGCAAAGAAAAUCCUUGUGGACCCAACGCAAUUUGUGCAGUAUCAAAUCAUAGAGCUACAUGUUCUUGCGGAAAGGGUCUAGUGCCCAAUCCGUCUGCUACAGUUGGCUGUGUGAGAGCUCCACCUCAAGUCUGCAGAGAAAACAGGGAAUGUCCAAACGGUAAUGCCUGUAUUGAACGAUCUUGUAGACUGAUCUGUUCUUCAGAUAAUAACUGCUUGAGCAACGAAAGAUGUGAAACACCUUCUAAAGUCUGCAAACCAAUCUGCAGAAAAGACGAUGACUGUAACAGCGACCAAGUCUGCGAUGGUUUGGUUUGCAUCAUAGGAUGUAGAAGCGAUAGUAAAUGUCCUUCUGAUCAAGCGUGCAUCAACGGCAAAUGCGUAGAUUUGUGCGCAGCUCCAACGGCCUGUGGAAUCAACGCAGAGUGUGCAAUAGUAGAUCAUAAGAAGAUUUGUACUUGUCCCCUUCCACUUACGGGAAAUCCAGUUGAAGGUUGUAAACAUCCAGUACAGUUCUGUAAUGAAAACAAAGAUUGCUCUAAAGGCAGUACUUGCCAUGGUGGAAUAUGCCAGGCGACGUGUAAAGUGGAUCGCAACUGUUUGGCUGAUGAAAAAUGUAUAAGAGGAGUCUGCAAAACAGUGUGCAACUCUGACGCUGCUUGUAACGCAAACCACAUCUGCGAGAAUCGUAUUUGUGAAAUAGGGUGCCGUAGUGACAGCGAUUGCCCACCAGAUAAGGCAUGCAUCAAUAACAAAUGUCAAAAUCCAUGUGAAAAAACUACAACAUGUGGCAUCUGCGCUCAAUGCUUAGUCAACAACCACGUAGCUCAGUGCAGCUGUCCAGUUAACUUUUUUGGCAAUCCUCUAAAAGCUUGCACACAACCAGCUAUUAAAUGCAAUCCCAACUGCGACUGUGACGAAGUGGGUGGUUACUGUACGAAACAAUGCUCGACUAAUGACGAUUGCGCAUGCGGAGAGAACUGCGUCAACAAGAAAUGUCGUAAUAAGUGUUCAGCGCAAGUAUCCUGCGCUCAAGGACAGAUCUGUACAAGAGGAGCAUGUUUGCCCGGUUGUAGAUCGAAUAAUGAUUGUCCAAAUGCUGAAAUUUGCAGCAACAGAAAAGCAUGUGUACCAUUCGAAUGUCGUAAAGACUCUGACUGUGAAUCGAACAAGAAAUGUGGAGACGACGGAGCUUGCAGAAACCCUUGCUUGGAACAAAAAGCUUGCGGUAUUAAUGCCCAGUGUCGCGUAGUCGACCGUCAACCUUUAUGUACAUGUCCACCAGGUUACCUCGGUAACGCCCAAAUAGAAUGCAAACAGGGACGAACAGAAGAAUGCCUUAAGAAUACUUGCGGACCUAAUACCAGGUGCAAAGAAAAGGAAGACGGCGGAUUUGAAUGCGUUUGUGCCACUGGCUGUAUAGGAGAUCCGUACAAGGGAUGCGUGUGUGAGGGAGAGUUGAUUUCUCUGUGCAAGAACAAAUUAUGCGGGGUGGGUGCCCAGUGCAAAGUCGUAAAUGAUAAAGCUCAAUGUUACUGUCCUCAAGAUAAACCUGCAGGGGAUCCUACUAUCGAAUGUUCUAUAGAAAAAACAACGCCAGAUUGUAGGACAGAGGGAUGUGGUAAAAACUCUGAAUGCAUAAGAGAACAUGCUUUCUUUGUUUGCCGUUGUUUACCAGGUUAUUCAGGUACUCCUGACAAAGGAUGCGACAAGGUUCAAGUAAUAGAUUGCCAAUCAACGUAG